Messenger RNA from Symbiodinium sp. CCMP2456, 696 nucleotides. The record is from the annotation of a GenBank genome assembly. Lineage: Eukaryota; Dinophyceae; Suessiales; Symbiodiniaceae.
AUGCCCGAAGCAAGCGCCGCAGGAGGAGUGAAUCAAACCCUUUCCGACCCGGGCAGUGCAGCCCGAGUGCAAGAGAAUUUGCUGCGCAGGCAAAGAGAGAGGAGCUUGUCGAGGCCGAGUUCCCGGGGGCUGGCGACGCCUCCGCUGCCCACUGCCGGGACAGGAGGUCCUGGGGCAUCCCAGGAGGCCCAGGCUGCGGUGCUCACGCGCCCAGGUCCCAGGCCUCUCCUGCCCAGGUUCUUUCCGAACAACUCUGCAUGGCGGCCGGUGGUGUCGCCUGCCAAGGCCUCUUCCAGUUCAGCACCUGCGACAAAUCCCGGCAAGGACUUGCUUGCAAGUAUGCAGGCGAGGCUUUCGCAUGUGGAGAGGCUGAACCAGCAUCAGGCUGCCAAGCUCGCAAAGCUCUCACAAGAAGUGGAUGCCUUGCGUGCAGAAAACUCCAUUCUCCGUCAGUCCGUGCUUGAAGCCGACCCAGAGGUGUCUGAUGCGGAUGAUGGGGAUGGCGACGAAGACCUGCACACCGUGCGCAGAGAACGAGACCAGUAUCGGGAGCAGGUCCUGGCAAUGACAAAGUUCUUGCAUGACUACGGCCUGACUUGGGUGGGCGACAAAGAGCAGGAAGAGGAAACUGCCCAGCUCAACGAAUCCCUGGCGGAGAAGCUCAGCCGACCGACCUCGGCGCAGGUGGACGUGCAG